Molecule: messenger RNA, 2409 nt
Organism: Insectozyma verbasci
Lineage: Eukaryota; Fungi; Ascomycota; Pichiomycetes; Serinales; Debaryomycetaceae
Source: the annotation of a GenBank genome assembly
AUGGGCAUCAAACGGUUUCGUAUUACUAAAGUCUGUGAUUUUUGCAAGAAAAGAAGAGUUAAAUGUGAUUUGGAGCAACCUUGUUCUACAUGUAUAAAGUAUAAAAAAGAAUGUACUUACACAGAAAGAAAUUCAAUGGUUAAACAAGGUGGUGAAAAAUUAGAAACUCCCAAUGUAAAACAUGAACUAAAUGAAUUGAAAAAUAAGUUAAAAUUAUUGGAAAAGUCAGUAACUUCUGAAGCUAUACCACCUGAAAGUAAUUAUGAUAUUAAUGAAUUUGUAAAUGUUAAUGAUUUCAUAGGGAAUAAUCAAAUUGAAUCAAAUCUUGAUAAUUACAAUUUCUUCGAAAGAUUAACACCGACUAAAGAUAAAGAUCCAAUACGAAAAAGGAACUCGGGCCCAUUAUCUUGGAUUACUUUGAUCAAAAAUGAUAAUGCAAAUUCAUUAGUCUGGAAUCAUAUGUCAACUAUAAAAGAUUCAUUUGAUUAUAAAGUAUUUGCAAAUCAAAAUAAUGCUUCACAAACUGAUAUUGAUUUUACAAAAAAAGUACAUGAUGAAAAUAAAGUUCAAAGUGCUUCAUUUGGUUUAUCAUUUUAUCAAGGUGGUUUAAAUGAAGAAUUGCAAUUGGUUGAAAAAAUUAAAUUUGUAUUACCAACAAAACAGGUUAUUUGGUUGUUAUAUGAUAGAUUCUUCAAUAUCUUAUAUCCUUUAUUUCCUAUAAUUGAUGAAACUAAUUUGAAAGUUAACUUGGAAAAGAUUUUAGGAGAUGAUUUACAUGUUGAGAAAAAGACUGAUUUUAUAUACCUUGGGAUACUAUUAAUUAUAUUGAGAUUAAGUUUUAUAUCUUUAUUUUCACAUGAUUUAUCUACAAAUGAGUCAAAUUACCGUACAGAGCUUAAAGUGUUGUAUGACAAUCCGGUUAAUAUUGAAGUGAUCAAUAUUGCUUGUUCAUGUUUUCAUUUAUUCAAUUAUAUGCGGAAUUCAAAUAUAACUUUACUUCAACUAGGGGUUUUAAUCAGAUUAUACCAUUCAAUAGCUCCUGAAGAAGGUGAUGGAUUAGAUGGAGGUGAUGCAGAAGUUUCCAUUGCAAUGUUAAUACGAAUGGCUUUACAAUUAGAUUUACACAGAGAACCAGAUAAAUUUGAUCAUUCUUCAAGAGAUGAAAAAUUAAACAAUUUAGGUAGAAAAAUCUGGUAUACUUUAAUCAUGCAAGAUUUGGAUAAUGCAAUGGCUCAUGGUACUGGUUUAAAUGUCAAUGCUUAUUCAUUUGAUACUGAAAUACCAUUUUAUACACCAGGCAAUGAAAAUGUUACAAAUGCAACUUUAGAAAAAAUUGCUGGUUCAGGUUUUCCAAAUUUGGAAUCUGCAUAUGAACCUUUGUAUGAAUUACAAGAUAUGUUGUUUAAAGUUAAGGGGACUGUUAAUUUAUCAGUUUUUGUCAAGAAGUUGAAUUAUGUGGAGAGAUAUUUAGAGGAUAGAUAUGGAUCUAUACUAGAAGAUUAUAAUUUCAAUUUAAACCUUGAAGAAUCAUUUUUAAUGAGUAUAAAUUUAAAAAUAUUUUUCAAUUGUACUUAUUGGCUAUUAAGUAUAUAUAGUCAUUUGAUGAAUCAUUAUGAAAGAAUAGCUAAUCAAAGGUUAUUGUAUUAUUAUCUUAAAAAGUCAUUUUCAAUGUGUUUGAAUAAAGUUAUUCCAUUUGUAGAUAAAAUAAUGGGAAAUCUAGAUAAACUAAAACCUCCCCAUGAUCUUUUAAUAACACCAAGUUUGGAAUUAGCAUGUCAUAAGUCUAUAAUUUUAAGUUUAGCGAUUUAUGUUAGGUUACAGUAUUCAAUCAAUGUCUUACAAUAUAAAUAUGAUCAUCUUACAAGAAUGAAAUCAAAUAAUCCUGCAGACACAGCAUAUAAAGUACACUUUAAAAAAUUGAAUAAUUGUUUUAAUCUACUCCUGAAAUCAUCAGAUUUCUUUCUCAAAUGUUUAUCUAAAUUAUCAUAUCGUUAUUAUUACGCAUGGAGAGUAACAAAAGCACAAAAAUACGUAACUUCAAUAGUAGAUGACGAGUUUAUGAGGAAGUAUAAAUUACCAUAUAAUGUUGAUUUAUUGACUACCGAAAUGUUGACAGAUUUGGAGAAUAUAAUGAUUAAUUCAUUAAAUCAAAUUGAACAAGCAAAGAAACCUUCCAUGACAUAUACACCAUCUCCAACAAAUUUAUUAACUUCAGAUACCAUUAAUCAACAAGCUGAUUCAAUUUGGGUUCAAAUGUUGGGUGCAAAGAAUAAUGAUUUUUCAGAAAAUUUAAAUUUUGAGAUACCACAACAACUUGUACCAGAUAUUAUUCAUCAUGGUGGUGAAAAUAUGGCAGUAAAUCCAAUUGAUAAUUAUUUAUUUGAUGAAUUUUUGAGGGAGUUUUUGUAG